Molecule: messenger RNA, 2898 nt
Organism: Mytilus trossulus (common blue mussel)
Lineage: Eukaryota; Metazoa; Mollusca; Bivalvia; Mytilida; Mytilidae
Product: sperm flagellar protein 1-like
Exons: 8
Coding region: 204-1127 (307 amino acids)
Biological process (GO): regulation of cytoskeleton organization
Cellular component (GO): axoneme
Molecular function (GO): microtubule binding
Source: RefSeq, a predicted model, not a curated record
AGUACAACUUCGUAACUAAACGACAACAAACUCUACCGUACCUGGCUAUUCUUCACAGGUGAUUAAAUAACCAUGUGCAUUCAGGGUAUUCAAUGAGUUUAAAGGAAAUUAGUACGGAAAUAAAAUAUACUGUGUAUUGACACUAGUAUUGACUUGUAAUUCUUAUUUCUGUUUGUCUACUUUGCCUAAAUGAUAUUUCAACAAUGGAUAUGGACACUAUCACUUUUCGUAAACAGUUAAAUGGACUGACCAGAGUAGACAUGGAAGAGUACUUUGACGAUGUUGAAGUUGAGAAUUUAUACCAUUGGAUUGAUAGAAUUCCACUCUCUAGGCCAAAGAAAAACGUUGUGAAAGAUUUCUCGGAUGGAGUGCUAGUAGCAGAAAUUGUUGCACAUUAUCUUCCUAAAUGGGUAGAGCUUCACAAUUAUACACCAGCUGCAGCAACGAAGCAAAAAAUGGAGAACUGGUAUUUAUUAAAUAGACGAGUACUACGAAAAUUAGAUUUAGACUUGUCAGAUGAUGUUAUAAGGGCACUGGCUAAUACCACAAAUCCAAAACCUAGGGUAAUAGAAAAGGUUUUGAUGUUACUACGUAUGCAGAUUGACAAGAUGAUGGAAAAACAAGGUAGGAGUCGGCGGGAAAUCGAUCUCUCCAUGUCCAUAGACAAAGAUUUGAUCAAAGAUUCAAAAGCAUUAGUUCCUGUUACAUCAAAAUCUACAGGGAGACAUUCUCCAGAAAAAGUAUCAUCACCUAGAAAAUAUCAACGAGGAGAAAUUCCACACAGUCACCCAGACAGAUCUUUAUUUACUGCCAGCUUCAACGAUUUUGAUGGAGCUUAUCCGAGACCAAAAAAUCCUUAUUAUUGGACAUAUUUAGGAGAUGGAAAACAGCCUUUGUAUGAACCAAAACUAUUUAUUGUACCAUCAUCAGAAAAUGUAUCCAGAAGUUUACUUGAAGAAAAGGAAAUGGAAAGUCUUGCUAAAACUGAAACAAUUAAAAUACUGAAUUCAAAAAUAAAGAGAUUAGAACAACUGCUUCACUUUAAGGAUAUUAGAGUAGAGGACUUACAAUCACAACUCUCAGUAGUGCAAGGAAUGUAUUAUGUGACAAAUAAAAGAUACCGAUAAUUUACUGUAGCAUAGAAAUAUACAUAACUGAUGUUCUUUUAGAAUUUCAAGGAAUCUGCAGGGAUAGUGUGAAUCGAUUACUAAAUGGAUACAGAUAUAUAUGAUCAUAACAAGGAAUAUAGUUUAACCCAACCUUGAUCCCCAAAAAUCCCGGAAAGGGGACAUACUGGUUAUUGAUAUUUAGAAUGAUUUUCAAUUGUUUAUAUUUCUUUGCAGAUACUGAAUUCAAAAAUAAAGAGAUUAGAACAACUACUUCACUUAAAAGAAAUCAGAAUAGAAGACUUACAAACUCAACUCUCACAAGUGCAAGGAAUGUAUUAUGUGACAACUAAAAGAUAUAGAUAAAUUACUUUUGUGUAGAUAACUGAUGUUUUUUUUGAAUUACACAAAAUGUAUAAGUAAGCUUCAGGAAUUACAUGAAUCUAUUUGUUAUAAUGAAUCUAGAUUUACCUAACCUUUACCAAAUAAAACCAAUCCGAAACCGUAUCAUAUCACCUACACAUGUAUCUUUACCAUCUGCUACCUAAAUGAAAUAUAUGUAAAGAUAAUAAGUUUUAUGUAUUUUCAUCGAUUUUAUUGGUUAGAUCAUUUGUUAUUUUUAAGGUCUUAAUACCAAAUUAAAAUUGUGGUUAAAUAUGAAAAAUAGGAACUGUUGUAUUAUUUCGUUAAAAUUUAAAACUGUACAUAUUGAAAUGUUUAGUACUUAAUAAUAUAAGUAGAAAGCAUCUGUUGUCUUUGUUAUGUUUUUGAAAUUAGACUAGUUUUCCUUUCUAUAGCCAAAUAAUUAUUUUUUAUAUUGAUUUACUAAGUUUAUGUUUUUAUAAAUAUAUUGUGUUUUAAAUGUGGAGUUAUGAUGUCCAGUUUUUAUACGACUGCAAAAAUUUAAAAAAAUUUGGUCGUAUAUUGGUUUCACGUUGUUGUUGUCUGCGUUGUCAGCGUCGUCCAAAGACAAAUGAUUUGCAGAUAAUAACUUAAGUAUAAGCAAAUAGAAAUCAAUAAAAUUUUAACACUAAAAAAAGGUUUGGAAUCGAUUUGGGGAGUUUUGGUCUCAACAGUUUAAGAAUUUGGAGCCAAAAAAACUUUGUUUGAUGUCUUUAAAAAUUGAAUUAUUUGGGUUCUUUGAUAUGCUGAGUCUAACCGUGUAUUCAGAUUCUUAAUUUUUGGUCUUGAUUUCAAAUUAAGGUCCAAAGGGCACAUACUUGCCCCAAAUGUUCAGGGUUCAACCUCUGUGGUCAUAUAAAGCUGCACCCUACUUGGUUUGGAUUAAUUAUUAGUUCUGAUACAUACUUUUCAGUAAUUGCAUAUUUCAUGAUUUGUCUCCCUUAUAUAAGAUGUGAAUAUUUAGUAUUUUUUUAUGAAAUGUGAAGCAUCUGUAUAUAUAUAUUCAUUUUAAGUAUCUUUGAUCUGUGUUCACUUGGCUAAGUGGGCAAAUUUGUCGUAGUUUUAGCCUACAUAAGUUUAAAUAAAAAUUUCUUUUUGAUAAUUUGUAUAGAUAGUUUCCUAAAUAUUACCUCUCUGGCUUCAGGGUCAUUGAUUUUAACGCUUCUGGUAUUUUAAAAUGGUUCUGACUGUAGAAAGUAAACAUUUAUGGGUAUAUUUUGCAGUUACAUUUUCAAAUAUUUUGUUCAAUUAAUUUUUUUUUUAUAUUUAAGUUAAAUACUUUGAGUUUAUAAAAAUAUAAAAUUCAGUUUCUUUUCAAAUCUGCUAAGUCUUAUCAGAAUUUAUAAACCUUUGAUAUGAUGUCUACAUAAAAAACUAUUUUCCUUUGUAU